GCGAGUCUGGGAAUUCAUGUGGAGGUCAGCGUGAAAGCAGGUGUAAGUGGGUACAACAGGAAGAAUCAUGGCUGCCAAAGUGUUUGAGUCCAUCGGAAAGUUCGGCCUAACUUUAGCGGUUGCAGGAGGCGUGGUGAACUCUGCCUUAUAUAAUGUGGAUGCUGGUCACAGAGCUGUCAUCUUUGACCGAUUCCGUGGAGUACAGGACAUUGUGGUAGGGGAAGGGACUCACUUUCUCAUCCCUUGGGUACAGAAACCUAUUAUCUUUGACUGCCGCUCACGACCACGGAAUGUACCAGUCAUCACUGGUAGCAAAGAUCUGCAGAACGUCAACAUCACACUACGUAUCCUCUUCCGGCCGGUGGCCAGCCAGCUUCCUCGUAUCUACACCAGCAUCGGUGAGGACUAUGAUGAGCGGGUACUGCCAUCCAUCACCACAGAGAUCCUCAAGUCGGUGGUGGCUCGAUUUGAUGCCGGAGAAUUGAUCACCCAGCGAGAGCUGGUCUCCAGGCAGGUGAGUGACGACCUCACAGAGAGAGCAGCGACAUUUGGGCUCAUCCUGGAUGAUGUGUCUCUGACACAUCUGACCUUCGGGAAGGAGUUCACAGAAGCAGUGGAAGCCAAACAGGUGGCUCAGCAGGAAGCGGAGAGGGCCAGAUUUGUGGUGGAAAAGGCUGAGCAGCAGAAGAAGGCAGCCAUCAUCUCUGCUGAAGGUGACUCCAAGGCAGCUGAGCUGAUUGCCAACUCCCUGGCCACUGCAGGGGAUGGCCUGAUUGAGCUGCGUAAGCUGGAAGCUGCCGAGGACAUUGCUUACCAGCUCUCACGCUCUCGCAACAUCACCUACCUGCCAGCAGGGCAGUCGGUGCUCCUCCAGCUUCCCCAGUGAGGCCUCCCCACUUGCACCUUCUCAGGCUAACCAGACUGUGGCCUCAAUUAUUCUGAAUAUGCUUUCCUUCUACCCCACCCUAGAAAUCACUGUGAAAUUUCAUGAUUGGCUUAACAUGAAGGAAAUAAAAGCAAAAUCACUUCAGGUCUCUAAUUAUCAAAUGAA
Phodopus roborovskii (desert hamster) is the source of this 1051-nucleotide messenger RNA. It is a transcript of the gene Phb1, whose product is annotated as prohibitin 1. Bases 68 to 886 code for a protein of 272 amino acids. Gene Ontology annotation, biological process: mitochondrion organization. NCBI's taxonomy places the organism in Eukaryota, Metazoa, Chordata, Mammalia, Rodentia, Cricetidae. The record is from RefSeq and is a predicted model, not a curated record. Gene Ontology annotation, cellular component: membrane; mitochondrion. The transcript has 7 exons.